UAGGAUUUUUUGAUAAAUUUUCUAAUACUCUCAAACACGUAUCAAAACCUAACGUUGCUAAAACGUCGGACAGUGGCAUUUGUUUGAUCGAUUUUUCCCUUCUCCAGGAGCCUCUGCUGCUAGAUUUGAAGAUCCUGAUCCGUAUUAAACGAAGAAGGAAAUGGAUCCCGAUUCAGUGAAAUCCACGCUUUCAAAUUUAGCUUUUGGGAAUGUGAUGGCUGCUGCAGCCCGCGACUAUCAAAAGGAACUGUUGGCUCAAGAGAACAUGCAAGCAUCAAGCUCUGUUAAUCAAGAAGUCGAUCUUGAUGAAUUAAUGGAUGAUCCUGAGCUGGAAAAAUUGCACGCUGACAGGAUUGCUGCUCUUAAGAAAGACGCAGAGAAGAGACAAGUGAUGAAAAUGCAAGGUCAUGGAGAGUACCGCGAGAUAACUGAAGCUGACUUUUUGGGUGAAGUUACUGGCAGUGAAAAAGUCAUUUGUCAUUUCUAUCAUCGAGAGUUCUACCGUUGCAAGAUUAUGGAUAAGCAUUUGAAGGCUCUUGCUCCAAAACAUUUUACCUCAAAAUUCAUCAAAUUGGAUGCUGAGAAUGCUCCUUUCUUUGUUACGAAGCUAGGAAUAAAAACGUUGCCAUGCGUCAUACUUUUCAGGAAAGGAGUUGCAACUGAUAGGCUAGUCGGAUUUCAAGACUUGGGAGGGAAAGAUGAUUUUGCCACAAGAACCCUUGAGACUUUCCUGUUGAAGAAAGGAAUAAUCGAUGAGAACAAACAAGAUCAAGAGGAGGAUGAUUAUCCUGAAGGUAUUCGCAGGACAGUGAGAACAUCUUCUAAUCAAGAUUCUGAUUCUGACUGAAAACAAGAGUAAUGACUUCAAUCAAUUCCAUUGUGCGUCCGAUUUCUUAUCAGUUUCAGGAGAAACUCUCACUGAUAUAGUAUUGGGGUAAAUUUGCAAAUUUCUGCCUCAGUGAGUGUAGAAUUUAUAUGCAUAUCAUGUAUUAAUAUGGCAUAUCUCAGUUUUGUGAGACUGCUAAAAUCAUUAGAUGAUUGUGUAAUCAUAGCUUGUAUACAUACAUGUGUUUUAUAAACUCUGGCUGCUUGUCUUUUGAUAUAA
Messenger RNA from Andrographis paniculata, 1105 nucleotides. RefSeq names its product thioredoxin domain-containing protein PLP3B-like. The transcript is spliced from 9 exons. The record is from RefSeq and is a predicted model, not a curated record. Gene Ontology annotation, cellular component: cytoplasm. NCBI's taxonomy places the organism in Eukaryota, Viridiplantae, Streptophyta, Magnoliopsida, Lamiales, Acanthaceae. Bases 161 to 847 code for a protein of 228 amino acids.